Messenger RNA from Molossus molossus (Pallas's mastiff bat), 1666 nucleotides. RefSeq names its product nuclear receptor subfamily 2 group E member 3 (gene NR2E3). Lineage: Eukaryota; Metazoa; Chordata; Mammalia; Chiroptera; Molossidae. Gene Ontology annotation, molecular function: nuclear receptor activity; RNA polymerase II cis-regulatory region sequence-specific DNA binding; zinc ion binding. The coding region runs from base 335 to 1609 and encodes 424 amino acids. The record is from RefSeq and is a predicted model, not a curated record. The transcript is spliced from 9 exons. Gene Ontology annotation, biological process: anatomical structure development; cell differentiation; positive regulation of transcription by RNA polymerase II.
CUCAUCAGCUGCAUCCAGAGCUGCCCGGGAAGAAAUCUCCUCAAGCCGGAACCCCAGGCCCACUGCUCUGAGGGGACGCAGGAGCAGCUCCUGAGUCAGUCAGAGGGGACAGAGGCAAGAGGACAGAGAGGAGAGGCGGGGAGACAAAGACAGAGGGAGGUCGCCAGGACCAGGGAAAGGGGAAGUAGAGAUAGAAGUGAGCCCAGCACAGAGGGCCAGAGGAGAGAGGGAGGCAGAGGCUGCUCGGCUCAGUGUCCCUGGAGCCUCCCUCAGGCAGGAAGGCGAGGCUGCCCUGGGACCUUCCAGACUGGGACAGCAGCUCCACAAGCCUCACAUGGCUGCAGGUGCAACCACAGCUGUGGCUGCCUCCAGGAAGGAGUCUCCAGGCAGAUGGGGCCUGGGGGAGGAGCAGGCAGGCGCUGUCCCCUCGCGGCAGUGCCGCGUGUGUGGGGACAGCAGCAGUGGGAAGCACUACGGCAUCUACGCGUGCAAUGGCUGCAGCGGCUUCUUCAAGAGGAGCGUGAGGCGGAGGCUUAUCUACAGGUGCCAGGUGGGGGCAGGGAUGUGCCCAGUGGACAAGGCCCACCGAAACCAGUGCCAGGCCUGCCGGCUGAGGAAGUGCCUACAGGCGGGCAUGAACCAGGAUGCUGUGCAGCAUGAGCGCCAGCCACGAAGCACAGCGCAGACCCACCUGCACCGCGUGGAGUCAGAUAGGGAGCCCCCGCUGGAGCCCCUGGUGGCCCCCCUGGGCCUGGCAGAGCCCAGCCCGCAGGGCCCCACACCUGUUUCUGCAGCCAGAGCCCUGGGGCCCGGGGCCCGCACACCUCCAGGCCACCAUCACUUCAUGGCCAGCCUUAUAACGGCCGAAACCUGUGCUAAGCUAGAGCCGGAGGAUGUUGAUGAGAACAUCGAUGUCACCAGCAAUGACCCAGAGUUUCCCUCGUCCCCAUAUUCCUCCUCCUCCCCCUGUGGUCUGGACAGCAUCCAUGAGACGUCAGCUCGCCUGCUCUUCAUGGCUGUCAAGUGGGCCAAGAACCUGCCUGUGUUCUCCAACCUGCCCUUCCGGGAUCAGAUGACACCUCCGGUCCUACAGACACUGUGUGACAGGUGGUCGCACACACUGACCAGUGUGAUCCUGCUGGAAGAAGCCUGGAGUGAACUCUUCCUCCUUGGAGCCAUACAGUGGUCUCUGCCUCUGGACAGCUGCCCACUUCUGGUGCCCCCUGAGGCCCCGGCUGCUGGCAGCUCCCAGGGCCGGCUGACCGGUGCGGAGAUGCGCUUCCUGCAGGAAACCACCUCCCGGUUCCGGGCGUUGGCGGUGGACCCCACAGAGUUUGCCUGCAUGAAGGCCCUGGUGCUCUUCAAACCAGAAACGCGGGGCCUGAAGGAUCCUGAGCAUGUGGAGGCCUUGCAGGACCAGUCCCAAGUGAUGCUGAGCCAGCACAGCAAGGCCCACCACCCGAGCCAGCCUGUGAGGUUUGGGAAAUUGCUCCUGCUCCUCCCAUCUUUGAGAUUUAUCACUUCUGAACGCGUUGAGCUCCUCUUUUUCCGCAAGACCAUAGGUAAUACUCCAAUGGAGAAGCUCCUCUGUGAUAUGUUCAAAAACUAAUGGGGGGGGGAGCCUGGCUGGUGUGGCUCAGUGGUUGAGCAUGGACCCAUGCACCAA